Molecule: messenger RNA, 6837 nt
Organism: Lytechinus pictus (painted urchin)
Lineage: Eukaryota; Metazoa; Echinodermata; Echinoidea; Temnopleuroida; Toxopneustidae
Product: solute carrier family 25 member 36-A-like
Exons: 7
Coding region: 1690-2652 (320 amino acids)
Biological process (GO): pyrimidine nucleotide import into mitochondrion
Cellular component (GO): mitochondrion
Molecular function (GO): pyrimidine nucleotide transmembrane transporter activity
Source: RefSeq, a predicted model, not a curated record
UUUUAUCGAAUAUCUUUUCAUUGUCUAACAUAUACAAAUAAGUAAUGAUACAAAAUACAACUAAAUAAUGAUAGCAGAAUUACAAUUUGAUGAGUAACAACUUUACGAUAUGCAAGCAAAUCUGUUUUUGGCAUAUUGAUUAUAAAAAUCACAAGAGCAAAUUAUUUAGGCCUGCAAUCAGUUCUGUUUAGAGAGGGAAAUAUCGUUUUAAACAUGGUCAAUGAAAAAUAAGACAAGAAGAAAACAGUAUAGGCGAAUAGAAGCAGAGCUUGUUGGAACGCUGGUCCGUUUUGUGGAAGCAAUAGAAAUGCAAUCAUUUGUCAAAAUAAAAGAAAGAAAACAUAAGACAGAGUAUGAGAGUUAAAUUAAACGUGGAAAAGGUGAAAUGGGAAUUUCCGUGAGAUAUAUAAAUGCUAAAUAGUCUACCCUAAAAUAUAAUAUUUCACAACUUAUCACAAUGUUUAUGAUAUACCCAUGGAGCAUAUCAUAGAGCUAUUACAGAAUAUACCGUAGUCAUUUUCCGUAAGCACGCCAUGUAUUCACUCCAAACAUUUUUGUUGUUUCGAGGGAGAUGCCCCCAUCUGGUUUCCCCAAGGCACGCUCUCUACCUUUCCUCCAUUCAAGGUCAGCAAUCGUUGCCACACCCUAGACACACCCCAGCCAUACCCCCAGCUCCAGUCACUCCCUCAACGCACCCCCCGGCGACUACCUAGAGCUGACCUAGAGCCCUGGGCCUUUGCCUUGGGAGACACACCUUCAGCGACCCGGCAUCGUUCCCAUAUGCCCCGCCAUAUGCACAGGUAAUUGGUUUCCCAAGUCAUCCCUAUGUCGUCGGUUGAAAUUUAAUAUUUUGAGUCCAUGUAAUUGUCACGAAAAUGUUUUGAAAUCCACACUGAAAAGUAAUUAUAAAAACAAAACAACAAAUGAAAACAAAUGGAACAAUCAAACAAGCAGGGCUAUCCACGCCCCCCCGGGGGGGGGGGGGGGGCACUCGACCACAAAAGUGGUAGGUAUGUCCAUCCAGGACCGAGCUAAAAAUAAGAUCACGUGUAAGCGCAUCCCUUAGUUAGUAUCUAUAUGUUUAUAAAAACACGACCCUCAAAUCAGAUAAAACAGACAAGUAAAACCUCUCAGCUCUACGUUUUUGUCCGGUUACAUCAGUAAAACUGUUUGCGAUUGAGAGCGAUUUCUUCGCGCGUCGAACUCGAAGUCUUCAACGACUUUACUCAUUCAUGUUUGUAAACAAAUCAUGAAUGACCCGUCCUACAUAAUUCAACCGCGAACAUGAAGGAAAAGUUCACUACCUCGACAUAGCUGAAGCAUUGCUUUGACCAAUCAGAUGCCCGUGCCCGCGUGAUCGCAGCUAACCUUGUGCAUGUAGCUGACGAUUGUCCAAUCAGCGCGACGGAAUAUUUCCCCCACGUGCUUGUGUGAACUUUUUGUGAAGAUCAAAACAUCCAUUGAGCUAAUAAAAUAUCUGUAUGCAAUUUUACAACACACUCAUGCAUGGUACUGGUACACGCAAAUAGGACACAAUAUUGCGAAAUUAGUGUUAGUAAUCAUUCGAACUGUCUUUACCACUGUAAAAAUUUUCUGCACAGACAUCAGACGUCUUUAUCGAGAAUAGACUGGAGUUGAUUUGUAGGAGAAAACUGGAGGAAUACGGUACUUAUCGGAAAGUUGGAUCUUAUGCCUGAAACUGAAACGAUGCAUCGACCAACCAUUUCUCCACACAUGACUCAUGUAGUCGCAGGAGGGGUUGGUGGCACUGUUGGAGCUGUCAUAACCUGCCCUCUAGAAAUUGUGAAAACCAGAUUGCAGUCUUCCACCACUGCGUUCAAACAGCUUCCCGUUAAUGGCAUAUCUGUAUCCACAGGAGGCAGCAUUAUUCAUGUUGAAGAUUGCGGAAGAAGAACAGCUAGCAUAGUAAAAUGUAUCAAACAAAUAAUCGAAGCAGAAGGAGCGACAGCAUUAUUCAAAGGCCUUGGACCAACUCUCGUUGGUGUCGCCCCAUCCAGAGCCAUCUACUUUGGUGCUUACGCCAACACCAAGAGCUUCCUGAACUCCCACCUGACACCCGAGUCAUCCAUGGUACAUCUCCUAUCUGCAGGUUCAGCAGGUUUCAUCUCAUGUACAUUAACAAAUCCCAUCUGGAUGGUGAAGACAAGGAUGCAAUUAGAUGAAAGCAAGGGGCCAGCGUAUAACAACAUGCUCAAGUGUGCAAGACAUGUCUACCAAUCAGAGGGUCUCCGAGGCUUCUACAGGGGCGUCACCGCCUCCUAUGCCGGGCUUUCAGAAACCAUGAUCCACUUUGUCAUCUAUGAGAAGAUCAAGCAGCUCAUCCAGACUCAGAACUACAGUACUUCCAGCGACCGCAGACCCUGGGACUUUGUCUGUUUCAUGGGAGCAGCUGCCACGUCCAAAACCAUUGCCUCAACAUUGGCCUAUCCUCAUGAGGUCGCAAGGACAAGAUUAAGGCAAGAAGGGAACAAGUACAGGACAUUCUUCCAGACGUUAAUGACAGUCUUCAAGGAAGAGAGGUACAGAGGUCUGUACGGCGGUCUCGGCACGCAUCUCGUCCGACAGAUCCCCAACACCGCCAUCAUCAUGGCCACUUAUGAGUUUGUGGUAUACCUUUUCAACCGAUGUUGAGUGGAUGUCUGCCGAACGAUUGUGAUAAACAAGGGAUUCAUGUGCAAUAGAGGCCCUGAAGUUCUGCUCGGUUGUCUUCUGGUUUGGCUGUCUGUGUUUUCUAUGUGGAGGAUAUGAACAAAGCUGGAAGCCGUUUGAAUGGUGUUCCUGAGUUUUCUUUUCGGACGAAAUGGACGAGGCUGGAGCCUUAAUGAUGGUUCUGAGUUUUCUAUUUGGAGGAAAUUACGAGGCAGUAACCGUUUGAAUGAAUACAGGAGAUGAACAAUGCUGAGAGUGCCGAGUAGAUUGUCAUGAAUGAAUGGAAUGGCACGUCGCUACUGCUUCAGGAUGUCAAGAAUGUUUGUGGACUGCUUAGAGUUGUAAAAAGUGGAAGUCGAAAAAUAGGGAGCUUUUCAGCUGAACAAUCUGGCUUUAAUAGGCGAAAGUCAUCUGGGAAUCAAGUACAGAUCAGUUCGAUGGACCCUCAAUUUAUUCAAAUCGGGAUCUGGUCUUGAGUAUUGCUUUUGACUUUGACAAAUUUUGGACAGCAUCAAGAGAUACAUUUUGAAGCAAGUACUUGAUCUGAAAUACAAGUCUUGUGUGUCUCUGAAGUUGAGGACAGUCCCUACAUGUAUACCUCCUUAUCAUUUCAGAACUGUGGCUGAUUCUACAAAAUAUCUGUUUUUCAAUCACCAACUUGGAAAAAUACGAUCAUGUAAGAAAACUAUAGGAUAUGUGGACUGGAGACAUUUUGAUAAUCCUUUGUGUAUGCCUUGAUAAAUAUAUAAGAAUACAAAAUGAAUAUGGGCUUUGGAUAAAGCUCUCCAAGUGCUUAAGUAUUGUAUAUUGAUUCGUCCAACCAUGAUAUUGUACUGUUUCAUAUUAACAAAUUUAUAUAUAAGGCUUUUGCAUGUUAUACAAAGUAGUAACUCAUUACUUCAUUUAAGCCUUCCAUGUAUAUGUUUGGUAUAUAUAUCUUUAGCAUGUGCUGCAUAUAAAGAGAAAUUUUGACAAUUCCAUUGUUUUUGUCAAAUAAUAUUUUGGGUGUUAAGGUUGUAAAUUAUGACUUUUGAAAAUUUGAAAUGAAAUUUUGACCUCGGUGGCUUCCUGAAACAGAUUUAGAAUUUGGAAAUUAUUAACGUUAUCGGUCGUAAACAGGAAAUGUGUCAUGGGCUUGGAAUAUGUCACUACUCAAAACCGAUCUUGUUCAUUUUUUUCACCCAAAUGUGGUCAAUUUUAUCAUCAGUACUAUAUGACUGGAAAUCAGUUCAACUUUUUAUUACAUCCAAGAAUAAAAUCAAAUACAUGUAAAGAGUGUACUUUGUAAUCAUUGAAAUUGAAGGGAUUAAACAAAGUGAUAGUUUGUUAUCUUUUUUCCUACUCCUCAGUACAAUAAUUGUUUUAUUUUUAUGUUAGACUACCUGAAAUGACAGACAGUAUUGUAUCAUGUGAUUAUUGUAGGUUAGUAACCUCAUAUUUACAUGUAUUUUAACAUGCAGUACCGGUGUAUAUUAUAUAAUUCUUUUUUCUGUUUAGUUCCAUUAAUUGAUUAUGGAAAUCAUGGUUAUUUUUCUUGCUUUCUUUAAUGUUUUUGUUUUUAUGCCCCUAGAAAUUGGUAUAAUAACGGUAUCUGUCCCUUUUUCAGGUGAGGAGGGGGGGGGGGGGGGAUCAACCCCUAUACAAGUAACUGUCUUCAAUUAUAUUGCAUACCUGUGCAUUAUGUGCUUUGUAUUGGUAAUUUAGAUUUUCCUGUCAGUUUUGAAUGAGAACUGGUGGGAAGCAGUGCUUUUGAUAUUCAAAAGUAGAAACUGUGUCAUCUACUUGUUCAUUAUCAGAAAACUGUGCCGUUUUGAGAUAUGUGUAUGAGUUUUAUAAUUCUUUUGUAUGUUACCAAACCAUAUUCUCAAGGAUACAUGCAAGUCUGAUAUUUGGCAUUAUCUUUGUUUUUCUAGGUGAUUUCCCUGUUCUAAUAAACUUCACAUUGCUGAUGUUUUUGUGGGAGAAAGACUGAAAUAUGAAUGAAAGAACACAAAAUAGAGAAUGGGGUUAAAAGAACCCACAAGUGCUUCACAGCUUCAAGCAUUGUGGUUGUUCCAAGCAGCUAAAUAGGGGGAUGAAAAUUGCAAGGAGGGGAAAGUCUACCAAGUUCUUAGAUUUUUCUCAGAGUUUCAUAGUACUUUUGGAUGAAAUGGACAAAUUUUAAUCUUAGACUGCCUUGGAACUCCCUUUUGGCUAUUUUUGUGAACUUCAGUCUAAAAAUGUUAAAAGAUUUAUGGAAUGGCCCAUUUGGUGAAACUUUCUUUGCGUGUGCAUGAAUGAAGUACAUGUACAUAUAUGUUCUAACGAGUCUUAGCAACAGUGGCCAGUUAGUGUUCAGUAUUAAGCUCAAUCAUGUGUUUUAUCACUCAGAUUUGUUUUCAUAUAAUGAAAAUUGACAGUACAAUGUGAUCUUUACAUACAUGUACAUACAUGACAUUCUAUCAGAGUUUCAUUUUUCUAUCUUUUUGCCCUUGUCAUUAUUGUGCAUAUAUCCAUAUAAGAUUUGUUUGCUGAGCUAAGACCCAUUUACAUGUAUUUACUUAAUAAUAUUUCCUUUAAUGUAUUUGUAUACAAUAAUCAACAGUGGAGGUGUAUGUAAACAGCACCAGGAGAUCAUUGUGAAAUGUACAUUAUGUACAAAUGUAUUCAAUGUAAAUUACAGUGUAUAAACUAUAAACUAUAUUCCAGGCAUGUAGUUUACAAUGCCUUCAUAAUGGCAGGGCAAAGGUGAACUAGCAUUACAAUUCUGCACAAAACCCUACUUAUCAUUUAUUUGGCAUGCAUUGUUAAAGAAUUUGUCUUCCUGGCAUUUAUGAGUUCCUCACUGCCUACUGUUAGCAACAACCCUGGUUCAACAAUCAACAUGAAAUUGAUCAGCUGAUGUACAUGUAGGUGAGGGUGGGGAGUGAAAGGGGGGUAUCGUAAAUGCAGGGUUAGCUAUUUCUGAACCAUGUGACGUGGUGCGACAUAGCUGGUAGGGCAUCAAUAUACAACAACCUGUAUCGUUUACAUGCCUGAGAAUGGCAGGGGUCAUGUCUCUGCAAUGCAAAGGUAUGAUAACAUGAUUAUGCAGGCUAGUCUGGUUUGAUACUGACACAUGGACUGAUCUUUUAUUCUAAAAAAACAACAUGAAAAGUAAAUUAAACAAACAAACAAACAAAUCAACCACAACAAUGUAGAUAAAAUGCUAUACCAGCCAUUUUCUGAAGAAGUUAUUUUUUCAAAGUUUUUAAACUUGCAAUGCAUGAACAAAGUACUGAUGUGAUAGAAAUUAAUCUACCAGUAAGUACAUUGUUGACAUCCGUAAAGUCUCAUUUUAAGUGCCUUGAAAAUUGACUUGAAUGUUCUUUUUAACAAACCAUGUAUGGGUCAUAUUAGAAUUGAAUGAAGAGCAGUGGAAUUGCAUAACUCUCAAUGGCCCUCGACAUUACUUUGCAUGUGCAUACAGUUAUUGUUCAACACACCUGCAAGAAAUCAAGUGUUUGAGAUCAUUCAAAUCUUGCAAGUGGUUGCAAAUACUUUGGUUCUGAAAAUAUGUGUUUUUGGAAGAAAAAAAAUUAUCAUUGAGAUUACAUACCCCCCCACAGAAAAUACUAAUUUUUUUUAAUGAAAGGGAUUUUUAUGGUCUAACUUGUAUUUUAUUAAUGAUCAAUGCAAAUAUUGUUUGUUAAUGAUCAAUGCAAGAAUUUUAUAGUAAUGAUCAAUGCUAAAAUUGUUCUGUGAGCUUCCAUAAAACAUUGCUUAAUAAUGCAUACUCGUCCCUGUAACACAGUGCUUAGGGGUUAAUUGUAGUGUUGACUUUACGCCUGAUCACAUUGAUCGCUAUGUGCGAUCAAGCAUACAGAUCAACUUUAAAAUCGAUCACUAAGUGCUGUGUUAAGGGACCCUGGAGUUUCAUAAUGUUUUUUUUAUGAAAUAAACAUUUAAAAAAGUGCUUUGAUGGAUGCUUUUGAUUGGUCAAGAUGUCCAAAGUUCAAACUCAAGCAUAUAUUUCUCAGUUAAUUGUCUACUUACAUUUAAUGCUAUGUAACUAUGUAUAUUAAAGAUGACAGAAACAAGUUGUAUAUUUGUUAUAUCGACAGGUAUGAAAAAAUAUUACUUCAUGAAAGAUUAUGUUUUUAUGGCAAUAAAAGGAAUUAUGAUACAUACAGUAUGUUGAAAUUGAAA